GCUCCUUUUGCCACGCUUGAAGACCUUGCCUUUCCUCGCGUGUGGCGUCUACCUCGUGGCACGACUCUUGUUCUCACCUGAGGCGCCAUGUCUUACCUGUCCGUGCUCUGCCGCCGCGUAGUCCUGCUCGGCCUGCAACCCAGCCGCCGCCUCGCCCACUCAGGGCCCCCGCGCCGGCAGCACUUGUCGCCCGCUGAAACUGCUGUUGGAAUUUUGAUGAUUUUUAGCGCCUUUUUAGCACCGGCUGCAUAUGGGCUAACCAGUCUGAGCCAGUUCAGAAAACAGUAGCUGGAAGAUAUUGAGCAGCAGCUGGGGUCCAAAAAGCUUUCAGAAGAAACUGUGACUUGAAAUGAGCAGGAGUGCUUAAGUUGGGUUCAUUGUGGGCAUUCACUUUCAUAACCAUAUGUUUAUGGUAAAUAUUUUGCACUUUUAAUCGUGUGCAUUAUAUAAAUGAGUAGUCAAAAACACUGUUCUGUUUAAAUGUUAAAUAAAAUUGAAAUGCUUAUUCAUGCUUAAUAUA
Messenger RNA from Chinchilla lanigera (long-tailed chinchilla), 520 nucleotides. RefSeq names its product cytochrome c oxidase subunit 8C, mitochondrial. The transcript has 2 exons. The record is from RefSeq and is a predicted model, not a curated record. Bases 88 to 288 code for a protein of 66 amino acids. Gene Ontology annotation, biological process: mitochondrial electron transport, cytochrome c to oxygen. Gene Ontology annotation, cellular component: mitochondrion. Lineage: Eukaryota; Metazoa; Chordata; Mammalia; Rodentia; Chinchillidae.